Molecule: messenger RNA, 4842 nt
Organism: Misgurnus anguillicaudatus (oriental weatherfish)
Lineage: Eukaryota; Metazoa; Chordata; Actinopteri; Cypriniformes; Cobitidae
Gene: kdm2bb
Product: lysine (K)-specific demethylase 2Bb
Molecular function (GO): zinc ion binding; protein binding; iron ion binding
Source: RefSeq, a predicted model, not a curated record
GAUUCUGUUGACCGUGACGUCACGUUGCACUACACAAAAAUGGUUCCUAGUUUAGUUUUCAAUACAAGCAACGAAAGUGUGCUCAACUUUGGGCGUUAAAUAUGGUCCAGAAAAAGCGCUGAGAGAAUAAAAACGGACGAAAGACACCGAUAUGGAAGCGUGCGCGGAAUCGGGACGCAAACUGCGCUCGAUCUGCAGGAGGAUGUACGAUGAAAACGAAGAUUUGUCGGAUGUUGAGGAGAUCACAAACAUCAGGGGCUUCAACGUGGAAGAUAAACUUGAGAGUCAUUUAUACAACAGUGAAUUGGUUCACUAUAUGGACGGAAAAGAUUUUACAUAUGAAUAUGUUCAAAGAGAGGCACUCCGAACUCCACUUAUAUUUAAGGCCAAAGAUGGACUAGGAAUUAGAAUGCCAGAUCCUGAAUUUACUAUAAGUGAAAUCAAGGGUUUGGUUGGCAGUAGGCGGGCUGUUGAUGUGAUGGAUGUUAGUACGCAGAAAGGCUCUGAGAUGAGCAUGGCUCAGUUUGUGCGCUACUACGAGACACCUGUGGAGGAACGUGACAAGCUGUUUAACGUUAUCAGUCUGGAGUUUAGUCACACCAAACUGGAGAAUCUGAUCAAGAGACCCACUGUGGUGGAUUUGGUGGACUGGGUAGACAACAUGUGGCCACGACAUCUAAAGGAAAGACAAACAGAAGCCACAAAUGUCAUGUCUGAGAUGAAAUAUCCCAAAGUUCAGAGAUAUUGUCUGAUGAGCGUAAAAGGCUGUUUUACUGACUUCCACAUUGAUUUUGGUGGCACAUCGGUAUGGUACCAUGUCUUCAAAGGAAAGAAGGUCUUCUGGCUGAUUCCUCCGAAUUUACACAAUCUGUCUCUUUAUGAGGAUUGGGUGGUUUCUGGUAAACAGAGCGAUAUUUUCCUGGGUGACCGUGCUGAUGGCUGUCAGCGAAUAGAGCUGGAACAGGGCUACACGUUCUUCAUCCCUUCAGGUUGGAUCCAUGCUGUCUACACUCCAGAGGAUACGCUGGUGUUCGGCGGGAAUAUUCUGCACAGUUUUAACAUUCCCAUGCAACUCACUGUCUAUGAAAUUGAGAAUAGGACAAAGGUGCACUCCAAAUUCCGCUACCCUUUCUUUUAUGAGAUGUGCUGGUAUGUGCUGGAGAGGUACGUGCACUGUUUGACCAAACGUUCGCACCUUAGCUCGGACUUCCGCCGGGAGUCUGUUCAAACUGCGGAACCUAAGCUUGUAAUGGAGGAACCGGUCUCAAAUCCCAGGAUGGACAUGGGUGAGGACUCAUGUGAGACACAGUUAGAGAAGACAGAGGGGACAACUCAGCCCUCUGCAGCUCUUCCCUCUCAGACCUUCAAACCCACUCAGGCCAAUGAUUCUGAAGACAGCUUAAAGUCCCUCCUUUCAGAGUGUCCGAAAACUCCAUCUGGCUCACCCGGGAUUGAGCACUCGGGCAAAUGGACCCACUUAACAGAGUUUGAGCUGACCGGACUCAAAGCCCUGGUGGAGAAGCUGGAAUCCCUGCCAGAGACGAAGCGUUGUGUUCCAGAGGGCAUUGAUGACCCACAAGCCCUGCUGGAUGAUGUUAAGGUGGUCUUGAAGGAACAUGCAGAUGACAAUCCGAAGUUGGCCAUCACUGGUUCUCCUAUUGUAUGCUGGCCAAAAAAGACGGGCAAGCCACGGCCGCCCAAUCGGCCGAAAUCCAAGAUGGUCUCGUCUCCAUCCGGCCCGACAGCUGGAGGAGUAAAGCUCUCAGUCAGUCGCAGUUCCUCAAGUGCCCGGCGCAGACGUACGCGCUGCCGGAGAUGUGAGGCCUGCACGCGCAAAGAAUGUGGGGAGUGCCAUUUCUGCAAAGAUAUGAAGAAGUUCGGAGGACCAGGCCGCAUGAAGCAGUCCUGCAUCAUGAGACAGUGCAUAGCGCCUGUCCUUCCUCACACCGCAGUGUGUUCUGUGUGCGGUGAGGCCGGGAAAGAAGACACAGUAGAGAACGAGGAAGAGAAGGUCAGCAUGAUGCUCAUGGAGUGCUCCAUCUGCAAUGAGAUCCUGCAUCCAGCAUGCUUAAAGGAGAAAGAUGCCGAAGGUGUUGUGAAUGAUGAGUUGCCAAACUGCUGGGAGUGUCCAAAAUGCAAUCAGGCCGGAAAGACAGGGAAACAAAAAAGAGGACCGGGUUUUAAGUACGCGUCCAAUCUUCCUGGCUCUCUGCUCAAAGAACAGCGAACGAACCGGGACAUAAAGGAAGAGCUAGACUCAAACAUGUCGACAGAAUCCAACACCUCUACUGUUUCUCCUGUCACAAAGACAGAACGAGAGGACAGUGCUACCUGCAAAUCCGAGGAAAUAUUUAAGAAACAUUCCUUAGACGUCCCUUCAGAAAGUCUAUUGAAACCCAAAUUAGAGGAGAAUCCACUCCGCAAGAAGAGGAAACUCUUUGACAAGGACUCAGAUUCAGAAACCAAUAUCAAGAAAAAGAAGAGAUCAAGGCCUGGUGAUCUGUCAACCUCUAAAGUCCAGCGACAGAUCAAGACAGAGAAAGAGGAUGAUGUGGACUAUGAUGAAGAUAACCGACAAGCAAUGGCAAGAAGACCGUUCAGUUUUGUGCACUCAGAGGAGGAGGAUGGAGACGAUGAAAGGGAGGAGGAAGAAGAGAUAAAGGAGGAGAAGAAAAGCGAAGAAGAAAAUGUGAAACAUGGUCUUCACAUGACCUCUGCUGUACGAGAGAGUGACCAAUCACAUGGCGGUUCUCCACGGGCGGGGCCCAGCAGCAACUUGGGUGGAGACGUGCAGGUGAAGGGUCAACGGAAAGCAAAGCGUAAACCUCGCUUGCCCAACAAAGAACUGAGUAAGGAACUUAGUAAACAGCUUAACCAGGAGAUCCAAAAGACAGAGGAUCGGCUGGCCCAUCAGAAUGGUCACACGGUGAAGAUGGAACUGGGUAGUGAUGGAGAGGACCGAAAGCCAUUGAAUAAUGGCAGUAGCCAUCUAAGAGACUGGCUGAGGCCUAAACGGGAACUGAAUGGAUCCCCGCAAGAGAAGUCUCCAAUGAGCUGUAUUAGGACCGCGCCAACACCUCUCAUUCGGCCGACACCUUGUUGUUCUCCACCGAAAUGUGUUCAAAUGGAGCGUCAUGUGAUUCGACCCCCUCCAAUUAGCCCCCCGCCUGACCGGCUGCCUCUGGAUGAUGGAAACAACCAUGUCAUGCGGAGAGAGGUGUGGAUGGCAGUAUUCAGCCACCUCAGGCACCAAGACCUGUGCAUCUGCAUGCAGGUCUGCAAGACCUGGAAUAGAUGGUGUUGUGAUAAAAGACUCUGGACCAAGAUCGAUCUAAACCGCUGCAAGUCCAUCACACCCCUCAUGCUGAGUGGCAUUAUCCGCAGACAGCCCAUUUCUCUAGACCUGAGCUGGACCAACAUCUCCAAAAAACAGCUCAGCUGGCUAAUCAACAGGUUACCUGGUCUGAGGGUUCUUUUACUGGCAGGGUGCUCAUGGGCAGCUGUUUCAGCUUUAUGCACGUCCAGCUGUCCUUUGCUACGAACUCUGGAUGUUCAGUGGGUUGAGGGACUGAAGGACAACCAAAUAAGAGACUUACUUUCCUCUCCAACAGACAACAGACCAGGUCACCUGGACAGUAGGAGUAAAUUGAGGAACGUUGAGGAUCUUUGUCUAGUUGGUCUGGAUAUCACAGACACGUCCCUGAAGCUAAUCAUAAAACACAUGCCCUCUCUGUCUCGACUGGAUUUAAGUUACUGUAACCACAUCACUGACCAGAGCGUCAACAUCCUUACGGCAGCUGGCACCACAACCAGAGACUCUCUCACACACGUCAAUCUGUCAGUUUGUAACCGAGUUACAGACCAAUCACUGACCUACUUCAAACGCUGUGGAAACAUUUGUCACAUCGACUUGCGUUACUGCAAACAGGUGACCAAAGAGGGUUGCGAACAGUUCAUUGCGGAGAUGUCCGUCAUUGUGCAGUUUGGACUGACCGAAGAGAAACUACUGAGCAAACUGAGCUAGUCAACAAAGACACUGACAGUACACUGUCUUGGAACCCAGGGAACUAACAAUUUAACCCCUACUUUUCUACACUUUUCUUCAACACAGGAUGUGUGAAGCCUACAAGACACUUAUAAGAAAACCAGCAAGUGAUAAUGGAAACUCACUCCAAGCAAAUAUCUGAACUCGCAGAUGCCUGACCUUACAGAUACAGAACUGUAUUCGUUUUAUGUGGCCAUUUCAGCCUUUUGUUUAUGUUGUGCCGCUAUGGCAGACGUUUGUUCAGUUUUUAAGUUUACAAGGCACAGCGAGAAGAGUGUUCCGACUUUAAAGUAAUGUUUACUCAUUUUGCAAACAUUUUAUAUAAAAAGAAAAAGGUUUAAUGGUCACACUGUUCAUUGUUGCAGUGACGAAACUGACUGUUAUUUUCUUUAUCCAAAAAGAAAAAUCUAUGAUGCAUGUGCUUUUUUGUUACCAUGCAAACGUUAAGCGUCAUGCAGUAUUAAUUUUUGUAUCAGAAUGGAUUUCACCCUUAUGUGCAGUAUUAAAUGCACUUGUGUAUAUAGAUGUAUAGACUAUUGACAGUAUUCAGUCAGUACAAAGUUUAUUUUUUUUCUACGCAGUAGGAAGUUAAGAUGCAUAUCUAUUCUAGUUGGUAAUUGUUCAGAUGGUUUUGUAAUGUUAAUUUAAGAUGUGUUGUCCUCUAAUUGUCUUGCAGGUACAUUCUCUUUUCAUACAACUCUUACUUACCUUGGCUUCUUUAAUUUGUAUAUAUCUGGGGUAAAAAAAACUUAUUUGCACUGUUUUACCUUAAAAAAUACAGAUAUUUUUUCCAGUGU